Messenger RNA from Nicrophorus vespilloides, 9616 nucleotides. Its product is annotated as protein unc-80 homolog. Gene Ontology annotation, biological process: monoatomic cation homeostasis. Gene Ontology annotation, molecular function: monoatomic cation channel activity. Gene Ontology annotation, cellular component: axon; cation channel complex. The record is from RefSeq and is a predicted model, not a curated record. Lineage: Eukaryota; Metazoa; Arthropoda; Insecta; Coleoptera; Silphidae.
UCAGGUCGAUGUCCGAGUAUCCCGGAUUAUCCCCCGAGGAAAAGCUCCAACGAAGAUGUUCUCGUCGGGCCGGACAGUCACAGCCCUCCGGUUUACACCGUCGGCAAUUCUUUCGCCGAUCAGAUUUCCGCUUCGGCCCCAGGAAGCGUCACCGUCACGGCAACCAUCACCAAAGCCGACGACGAGGGAAGCUGGGUUUCGUCGCCGAAAGACACUGUGUUUCCUGAAACCAUCCCCGAAGAGAGUUCGAGUACCGAAGAGGAGCACGUCGUCAUCUUCAGGUUACCAUCUCUGCACGAAUCCGAUGGGUUCCUUCGUGAUCCUUCCAUCUACACAGUGUUUAAGGCGGAGACGAGUCUCUUCCAGUUGGCGAUGAAGAAAAACGUUUCAGAUACGAAACAAGCGAAGCCCGGUUCGCUGAAGAUGAGUUCUUCCACAGAUAAGGAUUCCAUGGAUAGCAGCAAGCAACCGUCGACGGAUGGAGCCGAAGACUCGAAGAAAUCUUUGACGGGAAGCACUUCAGGUGAUGUUUCUGCAGCAACUUUCCUGGACGUCGCGGUGCUCAGAUGUCUGUUCAUCACGCAUUGGCAGGAGGAAGGAAUUUAUUGGGCCUUGCACUACAUGUACAAUAGAUUGCGAGAUAUAAAUGAAGAGAACGCUAGUCAGCAGCAGCCGAGGCGAAGGAGUAAUUCCCUUCCGAUUCCCAAGAUCGAAGUCUCCAUUUAUCAGAGCACCGAGAGUAAGGCGGAAACAAAAGAUUUCAUCGAAGUGCCAUCAGUGAAAGACGUUUCUUUGUUAGCUGAAUCUCCGUAUACUGCUAAACGUUCUGACGAAUCUCUUCACACUCGUAGGGCGAGCGAGAAGACGAAACGCCGCAUGAAGAUGGCCGAUUUGAAGGCUUUCGUCGAGACGAAACUCUUGUCGAAGUCUGAUAAAGCUUUGGAGAAAAUCGGACAGGAUGAGCCUAAGCUCUUGGGCGAACAAGCGGUGGGUUCCAGGCACUUUAACGAAUAUCAUCGAAGCUUGGAUACUGGUGAUGAGCAUCUGUCGAGGCCGAGUCCGGCGAUGUCCAAGAUGUUCGAGCACACGAAUCUCGUGAAAGGAAAGAGUAUGCCCAGUUUGAGCUGUUUGAUAGAUGAAUUGGCAGCUGGUGGAUUCAUCGGGGAGAUUCACUCGGAGAAGAGACGGACAAGUAAAGCGGUUCCCGGUCAACCGAUGGCCAAUCCCAUCAUCACCGUCACCGAACACACUCCAACUCCAUCACCGGAUUUCCUCAGAAGACAUGGAUCCAUCGACAGUCAAUUGGACGCGAUCAGUUUGACCGGUCCGGGAAAGCUGGGAGCUUGGCAGGAGCGUAAAGCCAGCUUGAAUCGUUCCCAAACUGAUUCUAACAUAACGUAUGCAGCUGAAGACAUCCCCGAAGCUCCUGGAUCUUUCUGUUACAUCACCAAGGAAGGAAACAUCGAUUUACAAGUUGUUCUGAAAGCUGUGCAUUCGGCUGUGCUUAAGGAUCAGAAUUGCUGCACUCUGCGUGUGCUCGAAGUUAUACUGAAUUUGAUUGAACUCUUGAUGGAUUUGGGUGUGAUGAAACAGUUUUUGAGAGACGAAGCUUUAUCUGAAGCGUCGCAAGAUAAGAAGGGUAAAUCGCAGGGAGAGGAUCAAGCGCCUGAAAAUGAGCAAAAAGAGAAUACCAUCACCACUCACAAGUUGAUCAUGAACGUAAUCGUCAGGGUUUUGAAGCACCUGGGUUGUCAGCACGGUUGCACGGAGGGUCAAAGAGGUCCUGCCGCCGAAUUCCUGCGGACGCAAUGCCAGAACAUCCUCGCGAAACUCAGCAGGGCGAGCGGGAAGCAGUUCAAGUCGUUCCUGCGGGAUUACGUCAGAUAUCAGCCUUUACCGGAUAUCUUGGAUCUGUUCCACGCGUACGUCGGUUAUUGUAUAGAUCCGAAUUCGCUACUUUCGCCUCUGAACCAGAAGCGGGGCUCUAGCAAGUCGCCAGACAUUGUUACGCAAGGUGGUUAUGCCACAAACUUUGGCACAGGCCUAGGUGGAGGAGGCAUCCGCGGCGUCGAAGGACAGAUCAUCUCCAGCGUCUUCAAGCCUCUGGUCACCAGAUUCGUCGACUCGUCCAAGGAGAUCAAGGCACCGGAGAACCUAGCCAUGUACUGCGAGAUCCGACAGCUGAUGACUUAUGUGAAGGAAGGCCAUGGCAGCGUCUUCAGGCGAGUCGCUCUAAGCGCCCUCCUCGACACGGCCGAUAAACCAACGAAGAAAGAACCAGCUCUGCAAACCACAAGAGUUAUUAGGCAUUUGCAUCAUUCGGACAUCGACGACGUGGGUGAACUAUCGACGGAUCCCAGUUACCCGAUGGACGAUCGAGGCGUCAGGAAGUUACUCUUCAAGAAGCGAAGCACCUCAUCCACUUGCGCCAGCUUAUUGGAGACUGACGCCGAGGAUCUGAAGAGCAGCCAAAGCCCUUUGAGCAAUCUGCGAAAGAAGCACCACAUCCUAACACCCAGACAAAGCGAACGCGCUCUAGGAAUAACAGAUCCGAUUAUUAUUAAACCAAAGACUAAAUCACGUUUAGGAGGAUUAGUUAAUUGGUUCAAAAGAGGAGACACGACUUCCAUGGACGGAUCCGAUAACCCGGACAGCAACGAGUCGAUCACGGAUUCGAGCUUCAUCCGACAACCUUCCAAAUAUUACCAAAGAAUGCCUGUGAAAAGCAGCAGUUCCGGGAACGUCGGUCAGACUUUGCAGAAAGCCAAGAGGAGGGUGGAAGAUCGCUUCACGAAAUUCGUCUUGAAGAAGGGAAAGAAGAAGGAUGGAAGCAUGGAGGAGAGUCCUGGAAGUUAUUUGAGCAGAAGAAAUUCGAUGGAAUUCGGCGAAUCUUCGAGGGAAUCGGAAUUCGUCGUGUUCAAAGAACGCAAACUGGUGCCGAUUGUACCGCUUUAUAAUGGGGUGUCUAGACUAUCGUUUCUUUUGGAAACUUGUCCACCUGGAAGCGUGCCGGAUGCUCAUCUUCUUGGAGCGGCCUUGGAUUUGCCUCAUUCGUCUGUUGUUGCCAGAGCUGCUUUAAUCUUGGAGUGCUCGUAUUUCGUGCAUUGUUGCAAUAAAGGUCAAUGGCCGACUUGGAUGAAGCUGAGUUUUCCGAUGUUUAGACCUUCUGGACCUUUACCACCUAGAGGACAACCUUCUGGGAUUAGGAGAACGCAUAUAAUGCAGAGAGCUGCAGGAAAGAUGUUUUACCAAUGGGCUGAGAUUCUUGGAGCGCGUUUGGAGGAGUUGAUUAAUGAGGAUAAAGCGAACGCGCCUAAUAUCUCCGCGAUGAUUUUGGAUGAGAAUAAGCAGAAGGAGUUGCUGCUGCAGGAUGAGGAGGAGGAUUUCUUGGAUGAGGCAAGUAUCAAUGCGUAUGGUUCCAGUUGUCCGGUGGCUUUGCGUUAUAUAGCUUGUACGCUCUUGAUGGAAAUCACCUCAUUCCUGCGAGAGACCUACCAGACGCUUCCGAAGUCUUCGCGGAUUGCAGGAAAAGAUCGACCUCCGCCUUGGGAGAAGAUCUACAGCAAGGAAGCGAACAGAAGGUGGAGUAUGGCCUUAUCCUCGAUGGGUCAUUCUCAAGCUUCCGCGCAAAGUCUGCAGUCCAUAGCAGGCGAUAGAGAAUCCGGACAAACCGAGAGGAAGAUCAGCUUCGUCCUGCACGAACCCGACAACGAAUCAGAAGGUAGCAGCAACACUACAGUCACGAUACAGGGAGAAGAUAGCAAGAAGAUGGGUGCGAGGAAUUACCUCCUCCGACGCGGUACUCCCGGCGUUUCCGGUGGUAGCUUCAAGCGUCGCAGUCUGAAGCUGCGCAGGGGUACGAAAGAGGGUAAAGAUAUGGAAACUGAAUGGAAAAUGCCCGACACCGUUAAGCGCACCGAUUCCAUACAAUCCAAGCGAAAGGUCAGCUCCAUCUCGGAUCGGAGUGAUACUUCGGAACCGUGCAUGGCUGGCGAGGCGAGCGGUGAAGAAUCUCCGGGUGUGCUGAGUGAUGAUCAACCGCCGGAGAGUCCGAGCGACAGCAACGAUACAGACGAUACCUCGAAGAAUAUGCCCUGGAUGAAAGUCAUGGUGCAGCUCUCCAACUCGCUGUACUUUUACUGCACGCAUCAGAACUACUGCCAUCCGUACUGCUACAGGAGGGUCAUGAGGGCAUCCACGAGAUUAAUCAAAGCAGUGCGGAAGGUCUACGGCGAAGAGUUCGGCGUUUUAGAGGACAAACUCAAUAUGGAUUUCGAGGAGAAGACUCGCAAGAGCACGAAGAAAGAUAAAAACCAGAGCAGAAAGGUUUCUGAUCAAUUGAGCUCACAAGUCUCUCCAAUUAGAAGGAAAGACAGCAUGGGAAAACGAGACAAAAUCGACAAAAACGUUGACCCGUCCCAAAUCCAUAAGAUGUACAAAGAUUCCUCCAGAGAUUUAGCUGAUGACCCAAACAAGGACAAGAACAAGGAUAAAGACGAGAAAACCAAGGAACCUCCAGCUAUUUUGAAAUACAUUAAAACUCAAGUGAAAACAGCUUUCCACAGCCCUUUGGCGGUAUUGAUCAAAGGCGCUGUUAUUCUGCAUCAAGAAGUUGCGGCUUGUGCCGCUUCCAUUUUUAUUCUUUGCGCUGUUAAAGUCCCUCAACUUGUAGCAGAGUUGAUGCAGCACGAGCUGUCGCAUCCGGAAACGGCGACGCGAAUUAAUUCGAUUUUAAGAUUUCAAGUGCUUUGGAAGUUGCGUUAUCAGGUUUGGCCAAGGAUGGAGGAGAGCGCUCAUUUGCUCUUCAAAGUGCCGCCACCCGGUAUAGAAUUCACGCUUCCAUCGCCGAAGAUCGGUAUAGAAUCUUUGGACGUGGUGGAUUCGCCUUGGGAGUUGUUGGUGAAGACGAAAGUAGAGGAAGUGACCAUCAAUCAGGAAAGACAUAGGUCUUUAGUGACGGCGACGAAAACUCGGAAGAAGCAGCAAACCGAAUUGAUUAAGAUGGCUCUGCAAGCUCAGGAUGAUAAGAAGCGAGAGGAACGCGAGAAUUUCUUGAUAACAACUAUUCCUAUUACUGUGCAAGCUGCACACGAACCCAGCCUUUACCACACCGGAGAAGAGCACGAAGAAGCACCUGCCGACGACGAGCAACCGGAUGCACCUAGAAACACAGGUCAUCACUUGCAUUCGGCUCAUUCCCUAUUCCCAUCCUGUCUUUGCUCAGCUGUUAUCCAAAUUAUAACUUUAUUGGAUGAUGCAGCCGUGUCUGCAGAUGGUUGUGCAGUUUACGAGAUUGCCUAUCAAGUAAUUUGGUGUUGCUUGGUGGAAGACUCCGCUCUAUUUCUGCGUUACAUCUUGGAGCGGCUCACCAGAGAGAAGCAGGAUCAAAUGUUCAAAAUCCUCAGACAUUUGAUCAGAUUCAUCCCGAAAUUGCCGCAGCAAGCCGCCUUCGCUCUUUACAAUUACAUCAUCGGUUACGUCAUGUUCUACGUUCGAAGUCCGCACGAAGAGGGCCAAAAGUUAAUCGGCACGGCCUUAUCCAUUCUAUGGAUGGUCGUGCACAGCGUUCAUGGAAUUAUGUUUAAGGAUUUGAAGCAGAUCCUGAGGAAGGAGCAAUGCGACGCUUCCAUCCUUUUAACGGCAAACGUUCCUUCAGCUAAGAAAAUCAUCGUGCACGGACCACAAGAUCCGGACGCUGGAGGAAUCCCCUCGCAAUUCCCGGUGCAAGAGGACACGCAGUUCUUUCAGAUCCUCAAAGAAUCGUUGGAUUUCUUCGGAAUCGACGAUCGAAAGCACAAGGAGUAUUUCCUUGUUGAUUACAAAACGCAUCAAAUACGUAAUCCUUCUUCGUACGUGAGGGAUUAUUACUUUUUCAAGAGAUCGCAAUACCCGCAAUUGGAGUUGGUUCAUAUGAAGCCGGAGCAAGCGUUCGAUGCUCUGCAAAAGCAAGAGUUGGGUUACAAAUUUGUGGAAAUCGGUAAAGUCUUGUUGACUUGGGCUAUUCUGAAAAACGUGGAUAUGGUCGUGCAACGCGUCGUUUUCCUGCACGAAGAACUGAUGAAGCUUCCAUCGUUCCCAAGGAAAGCGUUGGAAUCUGAUAUAACUUUGUAUCAAGGUGGAGAAAUUGGAAAGAUGCUUUUAGGUUUGGACGUUUUACAUAAAUUCAUGUGGGUGAGAUUGAUAGCCAGGAUGUUCGAGGCUAUGGCCGGAAAUUUCGCGUUUUCCGGUGAUAUACAUCUUUUCUUAAACGUGCUUAACGGUGCAGUUAUUUUACAUUCCGAAGACGCUUGCAUUCUGCGUUACGUGAUGGCGACGUUCAUCAACGCCGCUUUUCAUUUCAAGAACAUUUUCUCGACGAACGGUUACCUUCUCAUUAUUCCGACGCUGCUGAAGAUCUAUUCGAAUCAUCAGACCAAUAAACUGGUCACGACGACUAUAGAGUACGCAGUGAAGCAGUUCUAUUUGAUGAACAGGAAACCUUUCAUUCUGCAGAUGUUCGGGUCGGUUUCGGCUAUGUUGGAUACCGAUGAAGAAGGAACGUACGGGGAUGCUCACAAAAUCCAAUCGAGUUGCCUUUUCAAUUUACUUCUUAGCUUGGAAACGCCGUCUCCGGAUCCUCUGAACAUCGCGGAAUUGGUCAAAGAGGCGAAACCGUUGAAACCGAUAGAUUUUUGCUACCACGAUGAAAACGAAAUGGUCACUAUACUCGAUUGCAUCGCGCUUUGCGUGAUGGUCGUUUCUUACAGUUCGGAAAGUGCCAGAGGAUAUCAAAUGCUGAUUAUCUUGGAAGCUAUACUGCCUUGCUACGUGCAACACAUCCAAUUGCCAACGUACAAUAAGGAAGGUAAAACUGAGAAGGAGAUUAUCAAUCAAUUGGCCGUGGCUAUCAAAACUUUGAUCAACAACAGCGAACCUUUAACUAAGAGUUAUAACGGACCUUACAGAUCUAGUCCCGAGCAUAAAGGUUCGAGUCAAAGAAAUUACGCUCGAGGUCCAUAUUCUCCAGGUUUCGAUUUCGAGGAGGAAUCGCAUUCAAAGUUCUUAAGUGAGCAUUCCAGGGCUAAAGUGGUUUAUGAGCACGACGUCGAGGAUUCGGAGGUGCUUCGAGCCGAAUACCGAAGACCCAGGGAUGUUUUGUUGUCUUUGGUGGGAGAGUUCAUGUGCAGAGCCACGAAUCGUCUGCAGGAGCUCAACAAGAGGAGCAAUCAGGAAGGGAAAAUCAUCGAGCUUUUAGAUAUCCGAUCUCAUAUUCGUUUAGCUGAUAUUGCUCAUAGCUUAUUGAAAGUCUCUCCUUACGAUCCUGAAUCGAUGGGCUGCAGAGGUUUACAGCACUAUAUGAGUUACAUUUUACCAUCGACUGAAUGGGCUAACGAUGCUAUGAGACCUGCGCUAGUCACGAUACUCAGAAGAUUGGAUAAGGUUUUCCAGAAGAUCUCGAAGAAACCUUCGAUUAGAAGGAAUACUGAUUGGGAUGCAGCCGCCGGUCUUCUGAAAGGAAUCUACGAUACGAUGAUGAAGUACCCUUACAUCAUGCAUUGGCAACACGUGAAAGCGUUAAUAAACACGUGUCAGUCUUUGAUUGUUAGUGAGAACUGCGGUGAAGGCGUUCCUUCAGCUACAGCCGCUUUGAUGAAUCAAGCUCCGCCACCGAACUUUUGCUCAACUGUUGUCAGACUCAUAGCUCUUCAGAUCUUGAACACAACUGAUAUGUACAGUUUGGAGCAGGUUUGCGGCGGAAGCUCGACGUUUCCCACACAAGAGAAAACCGAAAAUAUCAUUAUGAAUCUCAUAAUGCCUCUAUGCUUGAGAGUUGGAAGCGGACGUAGAGAUUUGACAAAUAUGCGACAAACUGAUAUAACAUUCUCGUUGACGCUGGUGCUGCACGCCAUGAGUCCUCCAAACACAAAGGGUCCCACUUCCGGUGUGCAGAAUUUGAAGACCGCUACGGAAAAUCGUACAGGAAGUCUAACGUUCACCGGAACCAGAGACACGAAGACUUCCGCUAAAAUAAAAACUUCGCUUUACCAAGUUUCUUUUCUGGCUCUGAAGGUGAUGACCAUCUGCUUCGAAGGUGAAUUGAUCACCGAUUGGAGUCGCAUCGCUAGAACGAUGAGGGAGUUGGGUAAGAGGAACGAAGCAGCUACUUUUCUUUGGGAUUUCUUGGAUUUCGUUGUGACCCAUCGAACUCCUCUGUUCAUCCUGAUGCAGCCGUUCAUCUUCCAGAAGUUGGCGCAACCUCCGAUUUCUGAUUUCGAGCGAAACAUCCACUCGAAGAUCAGGGAUAAGAUUCGUGGUAUAGGAUUACCUCAGCCGCGAAGUCGAGGAGCGCUCCUCGUGGAGUUGGCGCGCGAGAUGAAGGAGCUGAAGGAGGAGCUGGAUGAUACUUCUUCAGAGGAUAGCACGGAGACGGCCAAGAAGACGGAUGAUGGUAAGACGACCAUUCAGAUGACGAGCGAGACGAACCACGGCCGUCACCAGAGGCCUUCCCUCAUCGAGUUCCUGACCGGCGGUGAGUUAGGUGGAAGACACGUCUCGAAGGUGACGCCCAACGAGCGCGGCGACAACGGCCAGCACAAAGCGUCGUUCGUAGAGUCCUCGUCGAGCACCAGCUUUGCGUCCAACCAGGCGAACGUCAGCAUCAGCGAAGGACAGGAGCUGACGCAGAACGAUUCGACCAUCGCGGCAACCGAUCGAUCUCAACACUCAUCAGUUAGCGACGAACAUGCGGUGCCGAUGCACAAAUCCGAUUCUCUUAACUCCCAGCAUAAAUCUCACAAAUUGCGUUUUGUUUCUUCCGUAGAAUUUAGACACUCUUCAGGCGAGACGUCGACGACUCCGCUGAGUCCGGGAAGCCCGGCCGACGAUAGCUCGGGAGAGAUGCAACCCAGUAAAUCCCGGUUGCAGCGUGUAAAACCCCAAAGCCGAAAAACGUUCCGUUUACGGAAGAGUCGCAAGUGCCGCAUGGAGAUGUCCCACUCGAAGCUCGAAAGUGAAGAGCUGCAAUCGCCGCCGCCGGUGAUGAUGACCACGCAGCCCCAGGUGGCUACUCCGCCGAUGGAGCAUCCGAUUCUCGAUCCGCACAGAUUGCGGAUAUCCAUCAGGGGGAAGCAGACGGAAGGGUCGUGGGAUGAGGACAGCGCCAUCUCGCAGACGUCCUCGACUUCCGGGUAUCGCGAAUCGUAUCCGGUCAUGCAUCUUCGCGAAACUCUGGACUCGAGUCCCAAGCCCUUUCCGCCUCUAGCUUCACCAGAUCUUCACGAUCUUCCAUCCACCAGCAGCACGACAACAAAUAACUAUCUUCAAUGCGAUAACAGUUCUCCGGAUUGCUCUUUGAAUGAAAACGGAGAAAAGACGGCUUUGAUCAAAAAAAGCGAGCAACGAUCACCAAGCCAGAAAUCGCUCAUCAUGGUUUUCGAGACACAAGACGAAACCACAUUAAUCUAAUUUAAAGCAAAUAUAUUUCAAUUUUGGCAUGUCUUGGUUCCACAUAAUCCUCAACCUAAUUGGUAUCAAAAUGACAACUGUCAAUUUGUUGGAUUACGAAAAUCGAAAAGGUUGAGAAACCUGAAUCUUGAAAAACUUGUCUACGUACUGAUUAUUAUUGGACUUUAGAAAA